CUCAAAUCUUACUGCAUCCCACCCUCGUCUCCUACCAAGAUACCAGUUGCCUUUAGUACUGCCUCGGCCUUCGUCCUUCUCUCACAUCUUCAUCACUACAACAACCAACCAUCACCCUGGCGACCAGAACAGCAAUCAUGGAGGCCGCAUUCGCCACCCAGGCCAAGCUCAGGCAGGAGCUCGGCCUCAAGAAGGUCAUGGCCGUUCCCAACCAGAACUACAAGCGCCACGGCACCAAGUCCUACGUCUACCUGAUGAACAGGUUCGGCUUCAAGGCCACCAAGCCUGGUCCUUACCAGCACAGUACCACCUUCCACCACCGUGGGCUCGCUGGCUCGCACGUCGCCAGGGGCGGGCGCCUUCGCCGUGAGCACAAGCUUGUCAAGACCACCUCCAGUGGCGAGACAGGCGAGGUCACCGCUGAGGACCAGCAGAAUGACUCUGAGUACCUGUGUGAGGUCCAGAUUGGUACUCCUGCCCAGACCCUGAAGCUCGACUUCGACACUGGUUCUUCCGACCUCUGGGUCUUCUCUACCGAGCUGCCCUCCAAGGACCAGACGGGCCACAACAUCUUCGACCCCUCAAAGUCCUCCACCUGGCAGACCUCCGAGGGUCUCUCCUGGAAGAUUUCCUAUGGAGAUGGCAGCUCUGCUUCCGGUGAUGUCGGCACCGAUACCGUCAACAUUGGCGGCGUCACGAUCACCAACCAGUCUGUCGAACUCGCCAAGACUGCCGCUGCGCAGUUCAUCUCCGGCACGGGUGACGGUCUCCUCGGUCUCGCGUUUCCGUCCAUCAACACGAUUACCAAGAGCGGCCAGGCUGAUCCCCAGAACACCCCUGUUGCCAACAUGAUCUCUCAGGGCGACAUUCCGUCUGACGCCCAGCUGUUCACCUCGGCCUUCUAUUCUUCUCGUGAUCAGGCUGCCAACUCUUUCUACACCUUCGGCUACAUCGAUACCGAUCUGGUCGGCUCCAACACGAUCCACUACACCGAUAUCGACAACUCCGAGGGCUUCUGGAUGUUCGACUCUACGACAUACACCAUUGCGGGCACGCAGGGCACCCAGGCAUCCAACCAGGCCAUCUGCGAUACUGGUACCACUCUCUGCCUGCUGGCCGACGAGGUCGUCGAGGCCCUCUACGACGCCAUCCCGGGAAGCAAGUACGACGAGACCCAGCAGGGUUACCUCUUCCCCACCUCCGUCACAGCCGAUCAGCUUCCCGACUUCAGUGUCGCUGUCGGCGACCAGGAGUUUACCAUCCAGAAGGAGGACCUGGCCUUCACUGUCGCGUCUGAGGGAUACUGGUACGGUGGUGUGCAGUCCCGUGGCGACAACCCAUUUGACAUCCUGGGUGAUGUCUUCCUGAAGAGCGUCUAUGUCAUCUGGGACCAGGGCAACACCCGCCUGGGCCUGGUGCCCAAGAUCGAGAGCACCCAGAACCUGGACCCUACCACUAGCAGCACCUCGUAGGCGAUCCGUGGGAAGUCGCUCUCGAUUUGUCUGGGGUCAUGACCGGUGGCUUUUUCUGGACGUUUAUCGGCAGAUUAUGAACGUGAUUACGAUGAGUUGCUUUCUAGAGGGAUCAAUCUCAAUUUCACAGCAAGGGUUAUUUUUCUCUCCCACGAGACAUCCAAGUAGCAUGCCUACCUAAUAAAUUCCUCGUUAAUUUCUUACAAUGUUAAAAAGUCG
This is a messenger RNA of Cryphonectria parasitica EP155, 1691 nucleotides long. RefSeq names its product aspartyl proteinase. The record is from RefSeq and is a predicted model, not a curated record. Gene Ontology annotation, biological process: proteolysis. NCBI's taxonomy places the organism in Eukaryota, Fungi, Ascomycota, Sordariomycetes, Diaporthales, Cryphonectriaceae. Gene Ontology annotation, molecular function: aspartic-type endopeptidase activity. The transcript has 2 exons. Bases 138 to 1472 code for a protein of 444 amino acids.